AUGGAGUUUAAAGUAGAUGAAGCCUCCUAUCAAUACCUAAAACCGAGCAAAUCCACAAGGCGUGCUCAAUAUCCAUCAGGUUUAAGGCAAGAUUCAAACUUGACAAUUCCUAUUCUGCCAGCAGAACUCGUUACUGAAAUCCUCUCAAGGCUUCCUGUGAAACCCCUCUUGCGAUUCACGCGUGUUUCAAAAUCUUGGCUUGCUUUAAUUUCUGGUGAUAAAUUUAUAAAGGCCCAUCUUAACUUAUCAGCUAAUAACAAGGACUACAUCGACCGUAAGGUUAUUAUGAGUUCCUACCCUCAGAAUAUAUACAAUCUUAAAGAAUGUACUCUUAGGUCUUUAUUUUAUGAUUCUGUUACCAAGGCUUUUGACUUGGAUUGUCCCAUAAAAUCAUAUGAAAGAAGUCUUUCUUUUGUAGGUUCUGUCAAUGGGUUGAUUUGUCUCCGCAUUCAGAACAAUGACUAUUUUAUAUGGAAUCCAUCAAUCAGAAAGUAUAAGAAAUUGCCUAAUCCUAGACCUGCGAAGCUGGUUGCUUACCCACGUGUAUAUGGUUUUGGAUACGAUGAGCUCGAUGAUGAUUAUAAGGUAGUAGUUAGGUUUUAUCAGUAUCCAAAGAAUACUGGUUUCGAGGUCAUAUAUAGUCUAAAGAGUAAUUCUUGGAGAAGUGGGGAUAAUGGUGGCUGUGUGCGAGCAAAUGGUCGAGGGAUGUUUGUGAAUGGGAAACUUCAUUGGACUACAGAUGCUGAUUUUUACAAUCGUAACAGCAAGAACAUCAUUUCUUUUGAUUUGGCUGAUGAGAAAUGGGAAAUGGUGGAGGGGCCUUGCUAUGGAGAAGGAACCGAUUUUUUGGAGGUGGGAGUGUUGAAUAGUGAUCUAUCUGUCAUUGAAUAUAGGAGACCUAAUAUAGAUCUUUGGGUUAUGACGGAGUAUGGGGUUAAAGAAUCUUGGAUGAAAAUAUUGUCCAUCGAAAGGAGGACAGCUGCUAUGGCAAUGGAAAUAGCUAUUCGGAGGCUUUCAUCUACAGUUGACAAACCCAUUAAGCGUCUCUACAAUGGUGGCUCUCUAUAUUACAUGAAUCAGGGAAGACUGAUUUUGAGGUUUCUAUGGCAUCUCGAGCCUGGCCUCGACAGGCUCGAAGCACAGUCCGGGGCUCGUCCCCGAAGCACUCGCCUCGAGAGGCUCCUUAGGUCUAAAUUAUGUCAAAAGUGUGUCCAAUCUCUUAAAAUACUGUUUUUCCGUGUAUAUAUACCAAGUAGGGUUUUUCCAGCUAUUUGUUGCAGAGAUUUUGUUCAACGCGAUCGCGGGGGUGAUGUCGUGAUCGCGUAUAAGCAACUGGAGAGAUAA
Molecule: messenger RNA, 1344 nt
Organism: Nicotiana attenuata
Lineage: Eukaryota; Viridiplantae; Streptophyta; Magnoliopsida; Solanales; Solanaceae
Product: F-box/kelch-repeat protein At3g23880-like
Exons: 5
Coding region: 1-1344 (447 amino acids)
Molecular function (GO): protein binding
Source: RefSeq, a predicted model, not a curated record